AUGCGCUACCCAAAAGAAGUCAUUUUUUGUCUCCUAUUAUUUUUCGGUCUUGUUGCGACACAAAGAAAUCACUGGAGAAAUACGAAAAUUCAAUGGAGAAUCGUUGAUGAGCAGACGGGCAACACGACAAUUUUGACCCCGAUCGCUCCAGGACCCGAAAGAAGUUGCUACACGGUGAAAAUCGGCAAACUUCACUUCUCCUCGAUUCCAAAAAACAUGUCACGAAUGAUGAAAAGGAUUCUCUGUGAGUUGACGAUGCGAUGGAAAGGACUUCCAUUCACAAAGGCCAACGAUGAGCGAUUGGACAGCAACGAUCUCAAAACAAACACGACUGGGUUGGUCAACUUUUGUGUGACGAAAAAGUUCUUCAAAAAUACCUCAAAGAGGAGCCAGCGACGACUGAGUGCACAUGCAAAAUCGACAAAAUUCUUUAUUUGGCGAGAUCCGGUUGAUCGUUUCAAAUCAAUGUACACGCAUUUGUGUGUUGACAACAACUUUUGCGGAGUCUCUGGGGAAUCGAUCUCGAAAUUCGCCAAAGCCAACUACGAUUUUUUUCAAAACGGCAUCGACUUUCCGGGGAUCACAAAAGAUGACUCGGGAACUUUAAAGCAUCAUAUGAAAUCGCAUAUAUGGUACUGUGACCUCCGAGAAGACUAUAAAAGCUAUCAUCUCGUCAAAUAUUCAUCGGAUCCUCGCGAAAACAUUGCACAACUCGAGAAGCUUUUCGUAAGAUCUGGCUUUCCGAGGGAUCUUUCGAAAAAGGUUCUAUCUCGAAUGGAUCGAGUUGCCGUGAGGACAGGCGAGAAAAACGAGAAGCUGCACGAGAAAUGGAAACAAGAAAUUCUCGACAAUCCAACCACUUUGAGUUACGUUCUGGCUUCUUAUUAUUAUGAUUACCAGCUAUUCGGAAUGGAGAUGCCAGUUGUUAAGGAA
Messenger RNA from Mesorhabditis belari, 933 nucleotides. Lineage: Eukaryota; Metazoa; Nematoda; Chromadorea; Rhabditida; Rhabditidae. The record is from the annotation of a GenBank genome assembly.